Xenopus laevis (African clawed frog) is the source of this 1614-nucleotide messenger RNA. Its product is annotated as erythroblast NAD(P)(+)--arginine ADP-ribosyltransferase-like. The transcript is spliced from 4 exons. The coding region runs from base 269 to 1129 and encodes 286 amino acids. NCBI's taxonomy places the organism in Eukaryota, Metazoa, Chordata, Amphibia, Anura, Pipidae. The record is from RefSeq and is a predicted model, not a curated record.
UGCAGGAGCGGGCGUGGUGGCAGCACCGUGGAACUGACAGUUAAAUCAGCCAAACCAGCCGGCACAGAAGUGAUCAAGCCAAGGAUGGGAGCAACACACGGACGCAGCAGAGAAGCGCUAUAGUAAGCGUAUUGUUGCCAUAGUAACCAGACGCCACACGGGAGCUGGAGGAGGACACAAGCAGCUGGUCAUACGUGUUAGGGUGCCAGGUCAUACAUAUCACACCGCAACUGCAAGAAGGGCGACACGGGCAAAUAUAUUGAUCAGGAUGGGGACUGGAAGUCCUGCUAUCAGCAUCACCUGGGCACUCGCUCUCAUCUCCACCUUGGCACUGAUCCACCCCUGUGAGGGGGACAGGAGGUUCAGAAGAGAUUUAUCAAAGAAGAUUGUGUUGGACAUGACUGAAUCUUCCUAUGAUGAUCAGUACUUGGGCUGCACUGAGGCCAUGGAUAACAACAUCUACAGAAUCCUUCAUGAUGAGCAGACCUCAAACAAGGACUUUGCUGAUGCCUGGGAUUGUGCCAAUAGAGAAUGGGAAAAGAGAAAGGGAAACACUAAGGUUCCCAUUGGAUUUAAGGAUGAGUAUGCAAUAUCAACGUUGGUCUACACCAAUGAUAAGCCAAAUAUUUACUCUCCCUUCAAUAAGGCCGUGCGCCAGGCUGGGAAAUCCAGAGAUUUCUAUCUAAAUCAUUUCCAUUUCAAGGCUCUACAUUAUUAUCUGACCAGGGCCCUUCAGCUGCUCGAUGCUGUGGAAUCACCAACUUGUCACUUAGUCUUCAGAGGAGCAAAGACUCGAUUCACAACUGAGCAAGGGAAACAAGUCCGUUUUGGCCGGUUCACAUCUUCAUCAACAGAUUACCAGAAAGCUUUGGAGUUUGGAGAUGACACGGUCUUUACCAUCACUACCUGCUAUGGGGUCAGAAUUAGGGACUUAUCGUUCUUCCCUAAUGAGGAGGAAGUGCUUAUCCCGCCCUUUGAGAAAUUCAAAGUCACCGAUUUCAGUACAAACAAUAAUAAAAACAAGAUGACCCUUAAGUCUAUGAAAAAUCAUAGUAGGUACAACUGUGAGUUGGUGAAAGCCACAAGCGCCGGGAAUGGAAGUCUUCCGAUUUUUCAUUAUUUUGGCUGAUACUCCUUUGGGGCCCUUUGGGGUCUCUGCUCUUCCCCUGACCCCUGAUUUCUACAGUCUGGAGAUUGGCCUCAUUCCCCCAAAGGUCCCCAGAGACUGUAACCUCUCAAUGUCUUCUGUAAGGAUCUGACUGAUUUCCCACUGAGUGACCUGUAAGCCCCAAGCAGCUUCACUGACACUUUGCAUUGUGGGUAUUAGUUGGUUGUGUUCCAUCCUGUCAUAUAGAGCAGUGGGGGGGUUAGUGUGUGGCUUCCGCUUUUCAGCCAAUCGGCUGCCUCUUCCAGCGACUGGUAUAAUUUGUUCUUAAAUUGUAAUUUGUUUCUCAGCCGUGUGAAUAGAGAGGCCAUGCAAUGCUUUGAUUAGGAGCUGCUUGAGACUCUUUGCCCAUUAGCACAUAUGGAAACAGUCUGUUUUGUGCUGUUUUGUGUGGCUUAAAACCUUUGCAUGUUCACAAAUUUUAUAUUAAAUAAAUGUUUGUAUUGUUA